AUGUCUUACGAUACUGAGCAUGGCGGCCGCGCGGUUCCCACUCUCGUCCAGUGUUGUCAGCGCGGCUUUACGAGGCUGGGAGAAGGUCUCCGGAAAGAUCUCAUUCUCCCCGUCCUCAAUAGCUGCACCGCGGAAACCCUGUGGCAACUUGAAGAGGAGGAUCCUGUACGCCUACCUACUCCCUCCCGCUAUAUCUGGAAGCGGCUAUGUUGCAAGCAAUAUCCUUUGCUGGUCCGUGACACCGACGAGGAUGAGCCAGAAUGCGGGUCGUGGAAAGAAGAAUUCGCAAGGUGCCAAGAAGAGGACGCAAACAAGCUCGAGAAAGCGGCAGCUAGACUGAGAGAAAAGCGCCAGCUAGAUGAGGAACAGCGCAAAGCAUCCUCGAUCAAGAUCACCGACAGACUCCCUCCCGCUGCCAAACGCGCCCGCUGGGGCGCCUCCGCGCCCAAGACGCUGUUCCAGAAGACGCGCACUCAUGCUGCGAACAUGCAAAAAGGCGUCUUCAGCGCGCUCAUGACGCGCCCGGCAUUUCAGCAGCGCACCCUCGUGAGCCACGCCGUCAGUGCACGUCCGCCCCCGCCUUUGACGUCGACGUCGGCCGCAUCUGGCUCUCGGGUGACUGUGAGAGCCGUGGCAGUCCCACGUAAUCCUCCCAAGGUUAACCGGGCGCCGAGCGCGCCGUCGAAGGUGGCGGGUCCGAGCAAGCCUGCGCUUGCUGUCUCUCGGUCCAUGGAUGUUGACCCGAGCACGCCCGUCGCAUCGGCUACUAGCCCUCCAGAAGUCCCUUCGUCCCCGCCCGAUGGUCGGUCGCCGCCGCCCCGGCCAGUCGGAAAGAAGAACCCUGCGUCUGUGCUCUUCAUGCCCAAAAACCGGGCCUAUUCGCAACUGCCGGCGCGCGGGGUCCGAUCGAAAUCGUAG
Molecule: messenger RNA, 918 nt
Organism: Trametes versicolor FP-101664 SS1
Lineage: Eukaryota; Fungi; Basidiomycota; Agaricomycetes; Polyporales; Polyporaceae
Exons: 5
Coding region: 1-918 (305 amino acids)
Biological process (GO): transcription elongation by RNA polymerase II
Cellular component (GO): nucleus; elongin complex
Source: RefSeq, a predicted model, not a curated record